CUGCAGACCUAUUCCCACGAGGUCUCCCUCACUGCGGACUCGCGGAAGAGUCACCUGAUCUUCCCCCAGCCCAACUACGCUGACACGCUCAUCAGCCAGGAGAGCUGUGAGAAAAAGGAUUUUUUAUCAGCUCCUCAAUCUCUACUCGAAGAUGAAAGAGAAGAAACGUCUUCUCAGGUAAUCUAUCUUUUCACAACAUCCGUACAAGCUAGUUUGCUGAAGUAAUUCACUUACUUGUUUACUAUAUCUAUUUUGUUCCCCAUAUUUCCUUGAGGGCAGAGUCAAGUUGUAGGAAGUGAGUCUUGGUGAAUUAUUUCUUGGUAGGUCUUAGUGUUCACAGGCUGUAAGAGGAAGAAGAGACACGAGAAUCGUUGUGCAAUGAAUGUAAACCAGGAGCUAAUAGAUGAUUAUCCAAAGAGCACUGCAUUGAGUAACUAGGGUAUCUGGUCUCUCACACUUUCUUCUUCACCCCUGGGCAAAUAAUCUCAUCCACCCAGAUCAACAAUUUUUUCUUUGUUAAAAAUAUAAAGAUUGGAGUUUAUGUUUGCUCAAGUCCUUUCUUCUUUUAAAAUAUGACUUUUACUUUAUAUUUGAAUCUGUAUAUGAACAGUGAAACACCUUAGUCGGCUAAUUCUUUCUCAUUCAGUCUUAAUAUAUUUCUCUCAGUUUGACAGCAAAAUUGUUUUCCUUAACUUGCAUGCCCUUCCCUGUUAAAAAUAUGGAAAUUUAGAAAUAUACGUUCCUUACGGUGUUUCCGGAAGUUAUGUCAUAUUAUUUAGGCUUAGUUUUAAAAAUCACAUUAGUCUCUAAGCUAUAUGCUUCUUGAAGAAGUGACUGACUUAUCAUCUGCUCUAUAAUAAAGUUGUAGAGUAGUAAUAAACAGGUUUCUCCUUUUCUUAUCUUUCUCAUAUGUGGGAACCAUAUUGCCUUUUAAUCUUUAAAAUAAUAUAUAUCCUCAAUAUAGUUUUGCUUAAAGAAAAGAUACAAAAGAUUCAUAUCAUACAAUUGUCCAGAACCAUCUUUUGUAUACAUCUCUCUUCUCAAGGUUUCUACUCACAGUAGCUGCUAGAAAUGUUCCCAAUCCCUCACCCAAUCCCAGUGCCCCUCUGAACAAUUUUCUUUUCCCAUUCCUCUUCCUAUGUUGGCUUUUAGUAUGUUGGUUAUGUAUUUAAUAACAGAGAACAAUAAACACACUAAUGUUCUAUGUAAAUGGCAUAAUUUUUAAUUUUUAUUUGGAAAUUAUCAUGUACCAAUUGAGCCUUUUAUUGAAUGACACCGUAUCUCUCAAAGUGCCGUGAUUCUUUAUGUUGCAUCUUUUCUGAGGCAACGUGUUGUUUUGGUUACUAUUACAUAAUUCUCUAUGAGUAAAAUUGGAACUCACUGUGGCAUAAUAUGUCACAAUAUCUUUACUUGUAAGUGAAUAAUAAAGUAUAAACAGGAUAAUUAAAGCAGUUAUUUUUAGUGUGUGUAGUAACUCCACAAGAAUAAAUGCCUUAUGCAUAGAUAUGUCAUGCAUCAUGAUUGAAAUGACAAAUAUAUGUGUUUAUAUUUCUGUGCUUGGAAACUUAUAGAGAAAGAGAUUCUGGAACAUAAAAGCUUAUUUUUACUAGUUUUAGUUGUGGGUUUUGAAAAAACAUCCUUACAGUCUAGGUUUAAACAAAGCAAACUUCUUUCAGUACCCUGAGGGGCUGUGAUUUCUCUCUCACAUCUAGGCAUUGUCAUGCUGUUCUCUCCCACAUCCAGGCCUUUUCACUGAUCCACUCCUCUCAUGUUUCCUGGGAAAGCCUUUGCUAACCUUAAAGGCCCAAUUGAAGGCCCCCCUAACCCCUUCGGCUUUUCCCACUAUGGUAAUUAUCUCAGCACGCUACAAUUCCCUGUUUGCUUUUAUAUCCUUAUAAUCUCUGUGAAGGAAGUGACUGUGUCUGUAUUGUUCACCUGAAAUCCCUAAACAUAUUGUCUGACACCUAAUUAUGUAUUUGUUUAAUGAAUAUUAAAUAACAAAUAUUGAAACUAAGUCAUCAGGUCACCAAGAACAAACUUAAAGAAAUAUAAUAUAUAAAUAUGGGUGAUAUUUCUGUGUGCUUCUUUUCUUCUUUUCCUUCUCUCAGCUCUUAGAGAGUUAAAAGUAUAGAGAGGGAAAGGUGAAAGAUAUCUUAUCAAAUAACCCUGAUAAAUGUAGUAAGUAUAACAAUAAACACAUUAUCAAGAUACAGUGGUUGAAGAACAAGUGGUGGUCAUGUCUUUUAAUAGUUGUGUUGGUCCUUAGGGCCAGUUCUUUGUUACUGUGUGUUUCUUAAACUGAACAGUUCAAAACGGUUAACUCCACUAUGUCUGAAGCAAUAUUGGUGGCAUUAAGGUUAGUGCAUGGAUUCCCAAGAAAGAUAACUUGAGGCCACACUGUUUAACAUAUAUCAAUUCAAUUAUGUUCAAUCAACACUAGUCCUCUUAUCUCUGACAAGAAGGAUUUCAGGUCUUGGAUAAUUCAAAAAUAAUCAUCUGUGUUUGUCUGAGAGGAUGCAGUAAACGGUUAGGCCUCUUAGUGUCGCUGUUGACCACUCAAGAAGGAGAACGCAGCUGGAGAACUAGUCCACCAUUUCCUUGCUCCUGCAAUGCAAAGAACCAGCAAAUUAGACUCAGAAAAUCCGAGGCGGCUGCCAACCUCACCUCUUAGUCAACGAGCGGUUUGACCUGUGAAUUAGGCCCGUAAAAUACUUCGUUUCUUGAGAAAAUAAGAUUGGAGUCCGUCGUGGGAAACUGGAACCGAAUUCAGAGAAAGCUAUUCCCCGAAAAGGAAAUGACCAAAUGCCUGAGUUUCCGAAAUGGCAGAGGACUGGCCCUGCUGUGCGCGCUUCUGGGGACGCUGUGUGAAACAGGAUCCGGUCAGAUCCGCUACUCGGUAUCUGAGGAGCAAGAUAAAAGUUCCUUCGUGGGCAACAUCGCUAAAGACCUGGGGUUAGAGCCCCGGGAGCUGGCUGAGCGCGGAGUCCGCAUCGUCUCCAGAGGUAGGACGCAACUUUUCUCUCUGAAUCCGCGAAGCGGUGGCUUGGUUACCGCGGAGAGGAUAGACCGGGAGGAGCUCUGCGCUCAGAUCCCGCUGUGUCUGGUAAAAUUUAACAUCCUGGUUGAGGAUAAAUUGAAAAUUUUUGAAGUAGAAAUAGAAAUUAAAGAUAUUAAUGAUAAUGCUCCUAAUUUCCCAACAGAGGAAUUGGAAAUAAAAAUUGGUGAACUAACGGUUCCUGGAACCCGAUUUCCACUUAAAACUGCUUUUGACCCAGAUGUAGGCAUGAACUCCCUGCAGAACUACAAGCUUAGCCCUAAUGACUACUUCUCCCUGGCUGUGAAUAGCAUCUCUGAGGGGGCCAAGUAUCCAGAGCUGGUGCUGGAGCAGGCCCUGGACCGUGAGAAAAAAGAAAUUCACCAGCUUGUCCUGGUUGCCUCUGAUGGUGGCGACCCUGUCCACUCUGGCAACUUGCACAUCCAAGUGAUAGUCCUGGAUGCAAAUGACAACCCACCAAUGUUUACUCAGUCUGAGUACCGUGUAAGUGUUUGGGAGAACGUGCCUGUGGGUACCCGGCUGCUCACGGUGAAUGCUACUGACCCUGAUGAGGGAUUCAACGCUCAAGUGUCUUAUAUUCUAGAUAAAAUGCCUGGGAAAAUCGCUGAGAUUUUCCAUCUCAACUCAGUAAGUGGAGAAGUUUCAAUAUUAAAAAAUCUAGAUUAUGAGGAUGCCAUGUUCUAUGAAAUUAAAAUUGAAGCACAGGAUGGACCAGGUCUUCUUUCAAGAGCCAAGAUUCUACUCACGGUUCUGGAUGUGAAUGACAAUGCUCCAGAAAUUACAAUUACGUCUCUCACAGGCUCAGUCCCAGAAGAGGGCACCGUUGGAAGAGAAAUUGCUCUUAUCGAUGUGCAUGACCGAGAUUCUGGGCAGAAUGGGCAGGUUGCAGUUUUUGUCCUGGGAAAUCUGCCAUUUAAGUUAGAAAAAUCAAUAGACCAAUAUUACCGCUUAGUGACGGCCACAUCCCUAGACCGCGAACAAAUGUCAGAAUAUAACAUCAGUCUGAGAGCCUCAGAUGGGGGAAGCCCGCCACUGUCCACAGAAAUUCACAUCAUCCUGAAUGUAAUUGACAUCAAUGACAACCCACCCACCUUCCCUCACUUAUCCUACUCCGCCUACAUUCCAGAAAACAACCCCAGAGGGGCCUCCAUCUUCUCAGUGACGGCCCAGGACCCAGAUAGCAACGACAACGCCCGCAUCACUUAUGCAUUGACCGAGGACACCCUCCAGGGGGCGCCCCUGUCCUCCUACGUCUCCAUCAACUCCAACACUGGCGUCCUAUAUGCGCUGCGAUCCUUCGACUACGAGCAAUUUAGAGACUUGAAACUACUGGUGACAGCCAGCGACAGCGGGAACCCUCCACUCAGCAGCAACGUGUCGCUGAACCUGUUCGUGCUGGACCAGAACGACAAUGAGCCCGAGAUCCUGUAUCCCGCCCUCCCCACAGAUGGUUCCACCGGCGUGGAGCUGGCGCCCCGUUCCGCAGAGCCGGGUUACCUGGUGACCAAGGUGGUGGCGGUGGACAGAGACUCGGGC
Chlorocebus sabaeus (green monkey) is the source of this 4591-nucleotide messenger RNA. NCBI's taxonomy places the organism in Eukaryota, Metazoa, Chordata, Mammalia, Primates, Cercopithecidae. The record is from RefSeq and is a predicted model, not a curated record.